Molecule: messenger RNA, 4038 nt
Organism: Myripristis murdjan (pinecone soldierfish)
Lineage: Eukaryota; Metazoa; Chordata; Actinopteri; Holocentriformes; Holocentridae
Product: NACHT, LRR and PYD domains-containing protein 12-like
Exons: 10
Molecular function (GO): protein binding
Source: RefSeq, a predicted model, not a curated record
AGGGAUCCAGUCUCCACCAGCUGUGGACAAUGGUUCUGCAGACGGUGCAUCACCUCAUACUGGGACCAGUCUGAUCCAUCAGGAGAUCCUGGCUGUCCCCAGUGUGGAGAAAGAUCCAGAACAAGACCUGGACUGCAGACAACCAGUCAAACCAGCACAGUGGACAGCGGUCUGCAGGAGGUUUUAGACAAGCAUAAGAUCAGUCUGAGGAGGAGAUGUGAAUUUGUGACAGAAGGAACUGCUGCAGCAGGAACUGGAACCCUCCUCAACAGGAUCUACACUGAGCUCUACAUCACAGAGGAAUGGAGGGAAGGGGUUUAUACCCAACAUGAGCUGUGGUGGCUGGCGACAACAUCCAAGAUGGUGACCCUCCAUGACACUCCAAUCAGGUGCCACGACAUCUUUAAACCCUUACCUGGCCAAGACACACACAUCAGAGUAGUUGUGACGCAGGGCGUUGCUGGCAUUGGAAAAACCUUCUCAGUGCAGAAGUUCACUCUGGACUGGGCAGAGGGCUUGGAAAACCAACAUGUCAGUCUUGUGGUUCUGCUUUCGUUCCGGGAGCUGAACUUGAUUAAAGAUGAGCGCUACAGUCUUCUCCAGCUGCUCCGUGUUUUCCAUCCAACAUUACAGACGGUCACAGCAGAGCAGCUCGCCGUCUGUAAAGUCGUGUUCAUCUUUGACGGUCUGGAUGAAAGCAAGUUUUUAUUGGAUUUCCAGAACAAUGAGGUCGUGUCUGAUGUCACACAGACAUCAUCAGUAGACGUGCUGUUGACAAACCUCAUCAAGUGGAAUCUGCUUCCCUCGGCUCUCCUCUGGAUAACUUCCAGACCUGCAGCGGCCAAUCAAAUCCCUCCUACAUGUGUCGACAGGGUAACAGAAGUCCAAGGGUUCACUGACCCCCAGAAGGAGGAGUACUUCAGGAGGAGAUCCAGUGAUGAGGAGCUGUCCAGCAGAAUCAUCUCACACAUCAAGGCGUCCAGGAGCCUCCACAUCAUGUGCCACAUCCCAGUCUUCUGCUGGAUCACUGCUACAGUUCUGGAGCACAUGUUGACUACAGACCAGAGAGGAGAGCUGCCCAAGAGCCUGACUGAGUUGUACUCACACUUCCUGCUGGUUCAGACACAGAGGAAGAAGCACAAGUAUGAUGAGAGACAUGACAGGAGUCAGCAGGAGCUUUUGGAGACUGACAGGGAAGUUCUUCUAAAGCUGGGCAGGCUGGCGUUUCAACAUCUGGAGAAAGGCAGCCUGAUGUUCUACCAAGAAGACCUGGAGGAGUGUGGUCUUGAUGUCAGAGAGGCCUCGGUGUACUCAGGAGUGUGCACAGAGAUCUUCAAAACAGAGUGUGUGCUCUUCCAGAGAAAAGUCUACUGCUUUGUUCAUCUGAGCAUUCAGGAGUUUCUCGCUGCAGUCUACAUCUUCCACUGCUACACCAACAGCAACACAGAGGUUCUGGCCAGAGUCAUGAGGAGGGAAUGUGAUGACAGAAAGCCAUCGUUGGAUAUCUUCCUGAAGACAGUCAUGUCUGAAGCCCUGAAGAGCAAAAACGGUCACCUGGACCUCUUUGUCCGUUUCCUUCAUGGCCUCUCACUGGAGUCCAACCAGAGGCUCUUAGGAGGCCUGCUGGGUCAGACAGAGAGCAGACCAGAAGAGAUCAAGAGAGUCAUCUACAACCUGAAGGAGAUGAACACUGAAUAUAUCUCUCCUGACAGAAGCAUCAACAUCUUCCACUGUUUGAUUGAGAUGAACGACCUCUCAGUGCAUCAGGACAUCCAAGAGUUCCUGAAGUCAGAGAACAGAUCAGAGAAGGAACUCUCUGAGAUCCACUGCUCAGCUCUGGCCUUCAUGCUGCAGAUGUCAGAGGAGGUUCUGGAUGUGUUGGACCUGAAGGUGUACAACACAUCAGAGGAGGGACGAUGGAGACUGAUCCCAGCUGUGAGGAACUGCAGGAAGGCUCGAUUGAGUGGCUGCAGGUUGUCAGAGAGCAGCUGUGCUUCUCUGGCCUCGGCUCUGAAGUCCAACCCCCAUCUGACAGAGCUGGACCUGAGUAAGAACCAGCUGCAGGAUUCAGGAGUGAAGCUGUUGUCUGCUGGACUGGAGAGUCCAAACUGCAGAUUGAAGACUCUCAGAUUGAGUGGCUGCAGGUUGUCAAAGAGCAGCUGUGCUUCUCUGGCCUCGGCUCUGAAGUCCAACCCCCAUCUGACAGAGCUGGACCUGAGUGAGAACUGGCUGCUGCAGGAUUCAGGAGUGGAGCUGCUGUUUGCUGUACUGGAGAGUCCAAACUGCAGACUGAAGACUCUCAGAUUGAGUGGCUGCAUGUUGUCAGAGAGUAGCUGUGCUUCUCUGGCCUCGGCUCUGAAGUCCAACCCCCAUCUGACAGAGCUGGACCUGAGUGAGAACUGGCUGCUGCAGGAUUCAGGAGUGAAGCUGCUGUCUGCUGGACUGGAGAGUCCAAACUGCAGACUGAAGACUCUCAGAUUGAGGAGCUGCAGGUUGUCAGAGAGCAGCUGUGCUUCUCUGGCCUCGGCUCUGAAGUCCAACCCCCAUCUGACAGAGCUGGACCUGAGUGUGAACCGGCUGCUGGAUUCAGGAGUGGAGCUGUUGUCUGCUGGACUGGAGAGUCCAAACUGCAGACUGGAGACUCUCAGAUUGAGUGGCUGCAUGUUGUCAGAGAGGUGCUGUGCUUCUCUGGCCUCGGCUCUGAGGUCCAACCCCCAUCUGACAGAGCUGGACCUGAGUGAGAACGAGCUGCAGGAUUCAGGAGUGAAGCUGCUGUCUGCUGGACUGGAGAGUCCAAACUGCAGACUGAAGACUCUCAGAUUGAGGAGGUGCAGGUUGUCAGAGAGGUGCUGUGCUUCUCUGGCCUCGGCUCUGAAGUCCAACCCCCAUCUGACAGAGCUGGACCUGAGUGAGAACAGGCUGCAGGAUUCAGGAGUGGAGCUGCUGUCUGCUGGACUGGAGAGUCCAAACUGCAGACUGAAGACUCUCAGAUUGAGGCACUGCAGGUUGAGAGAGAGCAGCUGUGCUUCUCUGGCCUCGGCUCUGAAGUCCAACCCCCAUCUGACAGAGCUGGACCUGAGUAAGAACUGGCUGCAGGAUUCAGGAGUGGAGCUGCUGUCUGCUGGACUGGAGAGUCCAAACUGCAGACUGAAGACUCUCAGACUGAGGUGCUGCAGGUUAACAGAGAGCUGCUGUGCUUCUCUGGCCUCGGCUCUGAAAUCCAACCCCCAUCUGACAGAGCUGGAUCUGAGUUGGAACAAGCUGCAGGAUUCAGGAGUGAAGCUGCUGUCUGCUCUGGUGGAGAGUCCACACUGCAGCCUGAAGUCCGGCUUCACCAAGUACCCAUGCUUUCUGUGUAUGUGGGAUAGUAGGGACACUGCUCAGCAUUACACAAAGAAGGACUGGCCGGUGCGGCAGGAACUGGUGCCUUGCAGAGCAAAGAAUGUCAUCAACAUUCCUCUGGUAGACAGAGACAAGAUUCUCUUCCCACCACUGCACAUAAAGCUCGGCUUGAUCAAACGGUUCACCAAAGCUCUAGAUAAGGAUGGUAGCUGCUUCGCCUACUUGUGCCGUGCUUUUCCAGGAUUAACCACAGAGAAGUUGAAAGCUGGCAUCUUUGAUGGUCCUCAGAUCCGUCAGUUCAUCAGAGAUCCUCAGUUUGAAAACUCAAUGAACAAAGUGGAACUGGAAGCAUGGAAGGCUUUUGUUCUGGUCGUGAAGAACCUUCUUGGCAACAACAAGGCCAGGAACUAUGCAGACCUUGUCACCAAUAUGCUGACUGCUUUCAGAAACCUUGGAUGCAACAUGAGCAUCAAAAUGCAUUACUUAUUCUCACAUAUGGAUCGGUUUCCUGAGAAUCUGGGAUCAAUGAGUGAUGAGCAGGGAGAGAGAUUCCAUCAGGACAUAAAAGAGAUGGAGGCCAGGUAUCAGGGACGCUGGGAUGCAGUCAUGAUGGCUGAUUACUGCUGGACUCUGAAGAGAGACAUCCCUGCUGCUGAGCAUUCGAGGGGUUCGAAGAAACAAAAGUUCAUGCCCUGA